Molecule: messenger RNA, 1167 nt
Organism: Rotaria socialis
Lineage: Eukaryota; Metazoa; Rotifera; Eurotatoria; Philodinida; Philodinidae
Source: the annotation of a GenBank genome assembly
AUGACAAAAAAGAACGAACAGAACCAUAUCCAACAGGGUGGCGGGAGUAAUAGUACAACUCCCACAUCGAUAACUAAUGUUACUAAUACAAACACAACAAGUGGAGUUGUUAUUGUUCAACAACAAUCAAUUACUGAACAACAACAUUUUCUAUUACCCACAGUGAAUAAUUCAGCUCCAAUGAUCAUAACGACUCCAUUAGCUGUACCUUCUAUGAUUACUCAAUUGCCAACCACGACUAAUCCUCUACAUCAAUCGAUAGCAACAGCAGCUACUACUACUACGUUUGUUCCACCUUCUUCGUCAGCUACUACAAUAACAACGACUGUACCAAAUACAUCAAUCCAAAAUAAAACUACGAAAUCACCUGGACAAGAUCGACUUGUUUGUAGUCUAUGUAAUAAAGUUUAUCGUUCAUCAGCCGGUCUAAGAUAUCAUAAAAGAAAACGACAUCGUGAUGAAGGUAUGCUUAAACCUACUCAAAUCCAUCGAGUGCGAUGUCUAGAAAAUGGAUGCGUAUAUCAAAUGUUAGCCAUAUCUGAUCUAAGAAAUCAUUUAGCUAAUCAUCACUUGAAGCCUGAAUAUAAAACAACUGAAGAGAAAAAAUUUAAUUCAUUUGCAGAAUUUACUGAAUGGAAAAGUUCAUUUGAACAAAGUAGUGGUUCAAAAUAUGUGAAAAAUUGUGGUUCAAAAGGCAAAUCUGAGAAUCAAACUACUGAAUAUUAUUAUUGCAAUCGAACGGGACUUUAUAAGCAAACACGGCAAGGAUGGCGCCGAAAUUCAAAACCUAUGGAUUCACUGCGUUGUGGGAUCCAUUGUACAUCAUCAAUGAAAGUUGACAUCAGUCGGAAUGAUCAAAUAUCCGUACAGUAUUAUCCAGCACAUUAUGGCCACACAGCUGAACCACCACUGCAAGCCCCAGCAACCGCUGUUAAUGGUAAUAAUACAUCUCUAUCCACGACCAAUGGUGAACUAGUGGAACAACCAUCUGUCCAACAGCAAACUAUUCCACCUAUUCAAACAGUUGUACAAGCAGCUGUACAACAAACACAAACAACAACCACUACUGAUCAUUGUGUUCGACUUCAGCAUCAGCAUCAUGCGCAAACGUCGAGUAUUAUUAUCAAUAUUGCGCCUGUGAAUACAACCAUCAUCAAAUGCGUGUAA